AUGAACGUCGCCCCAGGGACAGAUCUGACCAGCUGCGGACCAGCAUGAGGGAGCAAUACCAGGAGUCGGCCCAGCACAAUCGACGCGCGGCCGAGGAGCAGUUCCGCAAGCGGCUCACGGCUGCAAAGCGCGAGAACACAAAAUGCCAGGCCCAGCGACCGGAGCUUUGAUUUCAUUGUGCUUUGUUGAUUUCAUUCUCGCUGAGUGCGUCCUUGCAGAUGCAGUUCUCCACCGAUGCAGGAGCGGCUGGCUCAGCCGUGAACCAGCAAAGUUCCCUGGAAGGGACCCUGGCAGACACAGAAGCUGACUACCUAGCUCAGCUGUCGGAAAUCCAGAUGAAGGUCAGCAGCCUGGAGGAGCAGAUCUGCCAGAUCCGGGGCGAGACCGAAUGCCAGAACGCAGAGUAUGAACAACUGCUGGACAUCAAGACCCGCCUGGAGAUGGAGAUCGAGACCUACCGCCGCCUGCUCGAUGGAGAGGAAGGGCAAGCCAUCAAUACCUUGAUUUUUAUGUUUUCUAAAAAAUGA
Molecule: messenger RNA, 527 nt
Organism: Diceros bicornis minor
Lineage: Eukaryota; Metazoa; Chordata; Mammalia; Perissodactyla; Rhinocerotidae
Product: keratin, type I cytoskeletal 24-like
Exons: 2
Coding region: 219-527 (102 amino acids)
Molecular function (GO): structural molecule activity
Source: RefSeq, a predicted model, not a curated record